CUGGCCAGACUGCUCUGUCCCAGCCCUGGCUUCGGUAAGGACAGGCUCCCUGUGUGGGAUGCCCCAAGACACCAAGCAGGCAGAUUUGUGACCUAGAAGAUGUUUUCCUACCACCAGGCUUGUCAAGCACCCCUAGACCACCUAUCUUUCCCACCUGUGGGAGUAAGGGGCUUGGGGGACACCCUCACGUUGCCCAGAGCGGGCUGCAUGCCUGAACGGGCCCCGGUGCGUAUGAAAUCUUCCACUGCCCAUCGCUUCGCAAACCCACACAAACAGACCCCAGCUCACUCAGACUAGGUUUGGGGACUGGGUUCCACCAUCAUUUUCAACCUCAGUCAGCCACUCCUUUGAGUCACACCAUCUGGUCCCCGCUUUUUCUGGGAAGGGGGAGGGGAUACUCUUAGAGGGAAAGGGGGAAAUCUGAUUAAAGCUUCUGUCAGGGAACCGCCCGCCUAGCUCUCCACAGAAAUCUACCUCUCCAGCCAGUGGCAACUCAGGACAUCUAAGGGGUCGGAAUUGGUUUGGCCAAGAGGCUGCGGACCCAGAAGAGGCCACGAGGAGGGCAGAGCGCAGGAAGGACCGACAGAAGCGCCAGGAGCAGCAAGCCGAAGCUGGGGGAGGGGAAGCGGGGAGCACCCAGCCUCUUGACACAGUUGGAGACAAGAAACAGUAACGUGGCCUCCCCUGAUUUCCAGAAGUGCCUGCUCCACCUUCUGACCACAGACCACAGACCCGGAACAACUUUCUGGACUGAACCGUUGGGUGCCUCCUGCACCUGCAGACCUCACCAGAAAGAUGCCAUCCUCUACAGCUAUGGUGCCUGGGACAAGAGGAGGCUGGCACUGUCUGGUGCUGACUACAGCAGCUGCCCUGACCCAGCUCAUGUGGCUCCCUGGUUGCUGUGGGUCCUACAUUGUUGGAGGCCAUGAGGUAACGCCACAUUCCCGGCCCUAUAUGGCCUCUGUGAGCUUCGAGGGCCAUCACUACUGUGGAGGCUUCCUGAUUCAUACCCAUUGGGUGGUGUCAGCUGCCCAUUGCUUCAGUGACAGGGACCCCUCCAUGGGGCUGGUGGUGCUGGGGGCCCACGCACUGCUCGCCCCAGAGCCCACACAGCAGACAUUUAGCAUUGCAGCUGCUGUCAGCCAUCCUGAUUUCCAGCCUGCCACACAGGCCAACGAUAUCUGCCUGCUAAGGUUGAACGGCUCUGCUGUCCUGGGCCCCGCUGUGAGGCUAUUACGAUUGCCUCGGAGAAAUGCUAAGCCACCUGCUGCGGGCACGCGUUGCCAUGUAUCCGGCUGGGGCUUCGUGUCUGACUUUGAGGAGCCUCCGCCUGGACUGAUGGAAGUCGAGGUGCGCAUACUGGAUCUGAGUGUCUGCAACAGCUCCUGGCAGGGCCAGCUGAAUCCUGCCAUGCUCUGCACUCACAGUGGGGACCGCCGGCGGCGUGGUUUCUGCUCGGCAGAUUCUGGGGGACCCUUGGUCUGUGGAAGACGGGCCCAUGGUCUUGUAUCUUUCUCAGGCCUCUGGUGUGGUGACCCCAAGACUCCGGAUGUCUACACUCAAGUGUCAGCGUUUGUGACCUGGAUCUGGGAUGUGGUUCGGGCAAGUUCAUCCCCUGGUUCUACUGGACGCUCUGUGAGGGCUGUUUGAAUUUCAGCCCUCUACUGGGGCAGACAUGAAUAGCAACCUGUGCCCACUGGCUCACAUCUGGAAUAUUCCAUGGCUUGAGACUUGGGCUACAGGCAUUCAUCCUAAAUGAACAAUUGUACUGAGGGUUGACUACCUAGAUACAUGGUUUAUGGUUUGAUAUAUGGUCAACUCCAGCCGCCGCCCUUAAUCCACAGUCACCCUUGUAACCAAGACCCACUAUGCUGCCCCCUCCUGAACUCGUCGCUUCGGGGUGGCACCUGCUCCAUCCCCUAUGGAUCGUGACAAACUCCAUUAACACAGACAGGGACUGAUAUAUGUAGUGAGGACAAAAAUCCAAACAGUUAUAACUCCACUCUUGCCAUCCUAGCCUCAGUAUAACAGUUGUCUUAUCGUCUAUCAUUCCUCCUGGUUUGAGUUGAACCCUUCACUCGGGAGCCCCAGACAAGGUGCCAUUUAAGGCCCUCUCGCCCCUGUACCUCUGGGACCCCAGAGGGUGCACUUCCUUUCCCUCCCACCCACUCAGCUCCAAGCUUCCCAGGGAUUCUUGAACACGUGCCACGUGUCUCUGAAAGCUUUCGUGGAUCAUUCCACGCUCCAUUCUAGUCCCAGGUUCAAAGGAAGGAGGCAGAAAAUACACGGUGGUUUCUAUUGUCUUUUAUUUCCUUGGUGAGGCAGAACUCCAGGGUAGGGGAGGCUACCAUAGCUCCCCUGCUAAGGACACUUUUGGGGAUAUUACAAGAAAGGCACAGCUGAGAACUGGAGGGUGGUGAGAAAGACCCUGGGAACUCCUUGCCCCCAAACUGGAGGGUUGGGCACCUUCCCAUAGUCUUCUGUUGUGGUCUGACACCUUUUAAGUUUUUUUUUUUUCUUUUUUCAAAGAUAAGAUCUUAUAUAGCCCAGGCUGGCCUUGAACUCAUAAUGUGGCCAAGGAUGAACUUAAACUCCUGAUGCCCUUGCCUCUACUUUCUAAGUACUGGGAUGAGGGGCCUGAGCCAACAUGUCUGUUUAUGCGGUGCUGGGGAUGGAGCCCGGGCUCGGUGAACACUAGAAAAGCACUCUCUACCUAAAUGCAUUGCAGCUCCCCCUUUUGGCUUCCUUGAAGGCACUUGUGGGUGUGGGCAAGUUGCAGCAGCAGCUGUCAGAGUGAAGGCAGUAAUUCAGUCUGGCCCCAAACAGCAUCUGGCUGGUGUCACCACCUGCAGCUGGGCUUGGGGACGAGUGGGGCUGGUGGGGAACUGCGUAAAAACUAAUGUGGGUGUGCAGGGUACAGGGCAGUGGGUGCUAGAGUGACUCUGGGUGCUCUGGGCACAGUGAAUCCUAGUGUCCACUGGCUGUCCUGGGCCUGUGAGUCAGCCAGGGUCCAAUGUUUCUACCAGGUUUCACCCUGAGUGGACCAAACAGGAAUGAGCCCAGUGUUUCUCUGACCUGAUGUUGCCCGCUCUGGUCUGA
Mus musculus (house mouse) is the source of this 3099-nucleotide messenger RNA. It is a transcript of the gene Prss57, whose product is annotated as serine protease 57. Gene Ontology annotation, cellular component: cytoplasm; extracellular region; organelle. Bases 796 to 1650 code for a protein of 284 amino acids. Gene Ontology annotation, biological process: proteolysis. The transcript is spliced from 6 exons. The record is from RefSeq and is a predicted model, not a curated record. Gene Ontology annotation, molecular function: serine-type peptidase activity; serine-type endopeptidase activity. NCBI's taxonomy places the organism in Eukaryota, Metazoa, Chordata, Mammalia, Rodentia, Muridae.